Annulohypoxylon truncatum is the source of this 3395-nucleotide messenger RNA. RefSeq lists its product as uncharacterized. Gene Ontology annotation, molecular function: zinc ion binding; DNA-binding transcription factor activity, RNA polymerase II-specific. The record is from RefSeq and is a predicted model, not a curated record. Gene Ontology annotation, biological process: regulation of DNA-templated transcription. NCBI's taxonomy places the organism in Eukaryota, Fungi, Ascomycota, Sordariomycetes, Xylariales, Hypoxylaceae. The transcript is spliced from 9 exons. Bases 491 to 2758 code for a protein of 755 amino acids.
UGACAAACAUCCACGAAUACAUGUACCUAUCUACAUAUAUGGUGUUGGUGCAGACAGCCUUGGUAGGUGGUUUAGGUAUGUUACGUGGUAUAACUAAUCGGAUCCAAGCUGCAUCUCAGUCCCCAGCCUCGGCCGGAUGACGAAGUAAAUGUUGGCACGAUAGUUCUUUUACCACCUAUAUCUCAAACUUGCCCCCGAGUUAUCGAUCACGCUUUUAUUUGGAGACCGGACCACCAGGCACCUGAACACAUUUCGGCGGAGAGAAUUUAGAUCCCUAGACUCCACGGAGCUAGGACCGAACCCUCCAACAGGUAUGAUUGGCCACACACGAUCUAUCGUUUCCGAUGUCGAGGGAAACUUGGCAACCUUCAACACACCUCCCAACCUUUUAACAUCACAGAUCGUUCGGACCAACAUGUCCGAUAUCGACGUCAGCUAGACGUGAUCUCUAGUAUGGAGUCGAAAAGUCGAAGAGUUUUACGGAAACCCGAUGUCUGACAACUAUAAACGUCUACUUCCGGCGCCUCUGCCUCCUGGGUCCGCCCAGCCAAAUGUAUCGGAAGCAUCCUCUCAAAAGGAGGUCGGUCCCCCCGUCAAGAAACGUACCGUCUCUAAGGCUGCGUGCAACAAUUGCCGCCUUAAAAAGAUCCGAUGUGAUAGCAAAAGGCCCUGCACGGCCUGUAGUAAGGCCGGGGUAGAAUGCAACUUCGUCACUGCCAGUAGCGAUGAGACUCCUUUUAUGGCGCUAAAGCGGGAGGUUGAAUCCCUCAGGAGGUCUACGGGGGAUAUGACGGAGAUAUUUGAUCUGCUGGAGACCGCCCCUGACGCAGUUUCUCUCGACAUCCUACGGCGACUGAAGUCUACCAGGCACCAUCCCGAGGGUGUGAGCAACGCUUCCGAUGUUUUAGCAUCCGUCAAGAAAGACCUCGAGGAAGAGCCCGCAUUGCCCGUAAAACUAUCCAACCGGCAGCUUAUGGCUGGCCUCAUACCCGAGACCCAACAGACCCCCGAAUACGAGCUCAUGAUGCGAUGUCCAACAACCUACACCAUGCUGAUACCCGUUGAGGUUGCAUUUAUUAACCUGGCUAAUCUAUUGCGCCCAGCUGUUCUCGAAGAUCCAAGGCCGUCCAGCGUCGCGGGACUGGGAGACAUUCCGUCAUCAUUGAGCGUUCCUAGUGCUUCGAACGGGAUCACUCUCUGGGAUAGGACGGCAUUCAACCCACCAGAAGCAGGGAAUCAGGGCAUCGGUAAUUCUGAGCCUCUGCAAUCGAUACACGCGCUCGUUGACGCUCGACUCGAGGUUGUGAAUUUCCUAAAGUGGACCAGCGUGCCAAUUCCCAACGAGUUAGCCGCAACGUUGAUUUCGCUGUAUCUGGAGAUUGAUUAUCCAUGGCGCCCAUUAUUUGAUGCUGACCUAUUUUUGAACGACUGUGUGGAGGGCAAAACUCAUUUCUGCUCUGCUCUGCUCGUCAAUGCUCUGUUGGGGUGGGCCUGUCUAUUUUAUUCGAAUUUGAAACCAGAGGCUAGUGGCUUUGUCAUUGCCUUCGAGACAGAAGCCGAACGCUUAUGGCAGAUAGACAAACUAAGCAAUACGCUUACUGCCGUCGCAGCUUCUCAACUUCUAAGUGAUAUAUCAGCGUGUAAAGGUCGAGAUGAUUUCGCGAAUCGAUGUCUAGAAGAAGGCAUUCAGAUGGGAAUACGCAUGGGUCUUUUCGAGGUAACCGCCAACAAUGCGCCGGAUCCAGGCUGGUUGCAUCAUCACCAAUAUUGGUUCAGAGCCGCGUGUCAUACCUCCUGGGGUAUCUUCACAUGUGCCUGUAUACGCUCCUUGCACCUUCACCGAGCAGAACUUAAUAUACCGCCCCUGCUGCCUGUCCCUGGAGAUUACUAUGAAGAGCACAAUCACCCCGGUUUUACUCCUCCCAACAGCAAAUCUUUCGCGCCGACCCGGGUCGGCGAGACAUUCAAGGCGUUGUGUAAACUUAGUCUGAUUGUCCAUGAGAUCAUUUUGGUUUAUUUCGGAAGAAGCGAUACCGCCCCUGCCGCCCGAGCCACUAUCGAGUUUGCGGAACAAAUAUAUCAGAAGUUGUUUGAUUGGGCAGCGUCACUUCCCCUGGAAUUGGCGCGAGGGAGACGCAACCGUCAUUCGACUCUAAUGCUACAUCUUUACUAUCACUGCAUCGUAAUGGUGCUAUUCUGGCCAUUUCUCCAACACCAUGGCGACGAGAAGAUAAAAGUGAACCAGCUUACUACUACUACAGCCACCACGCAAGAAAUCCACAAGGCCUCAGUGAACCAGCUCAAAAGGCUAGGGCUCAUCCACUGCAUUGAUUUCAACAUCGCAUGUUCAUCGACAUUGUGGCAUAUUGGUCUCAUAUACUUAGCCAACGCAAUGCUCUGUGAGACCAUGCGUUCCGGAAACUUACGGGAUCCUGAGCGGUGGUUCUAUUUUAUGCUCUGCAUGACUUUCUACGAGAAUUUAUACGGCUCUUUUCAGGUUGUUGAAGUGACCGUGCUCGGACUCUUAAGCAUGGCUUUGCGUAAUGGAUUCUUGUCUGCUCCCGAGGCAAAUACCAUCCUAAAAAACAUGAGGCGAAUAGGGCAGCGAUACGACUCCCAUUUUACAGUCCGGGCAAGCUUCAUGGUCGAUCUCGAACUCGCGAUGACGAACCCCAAGGAGGCGAUGGUGCAGACCUUGGCGAAUGAUUUCCAUGAGCUGGCGAUCUUUCAGGAGUUUACGACUGGCGAGCUCAGGUAGGCUCGAGCUCGAUACCAGUAGGAAGAGCAGCAACCCGCCACUCUUAACAGUUUAGGGUCCUCUCAUAUAAAACGUUAAAAAGCGACAAUUCUAACAACCAACAUCGUCCCAAGAGGAUGGAUUUUUUCGAUGUAUGAUAUUGUCUUAGCCGGAGGGAAUGGAAGGCGCAUAGACACAUAGAUAUGUACCUAGGUAACUAGGUAUAAUAUAUUUUUUCAAGGCAUGGCAAGGUAUUGGUCUCCGACGAACCUAAGAUCUAGUUCACGACAAAAAUAGACAUGGGUGGCAUACCCCCUACUAUGGGUUAGGGUAGGUAAUCAGGAACCCAAAUGUCGUACGCCUCAAGAGAGGAAACCCCAAUAUGAUGUCAAAAAAGGGGGAAACACGGAGCCAAUAGUAUGUCUCAGGUACGUACGUACCUACAUAUGCACAAGCGGCCGCCGGCUUGCAUAAAUGGUAUGUAUGAAUAAUGGCAACUGAAGACUAUAGCAAUUGAUUUAAACUACUAUCUUAUCAGCUUCGGUGGGCGCCGCCAGAUAGACUUGCAUAGAGACUUACUCGAUCGGGACCAAGAAGGUUAAGCUAACGGCGCCGGUAUGUUGGAUCAAGCGCUUAUUACGUGGGGUAGAUGUCCAGU